Juglans microcarpa x Juglans regia is the source of this 1694-nucleotide messenger RNA. RefSeq names its product protein farnesyltransferase subunit beta. Gene Ontology annotation, cellular component: protein farnesyltransferase complex. Gene Ontology annotation, molecular function: protein farnesyltransferase activity. Gene Ontology annotation, biological process: protein farnesylation. The record is from RefSeq and is a predicted model, not a curated record. The transcript has 14 exons. Lineage: Eukaryota; Viridiplantae; Streptophyta; Magnoliopsida; Fagales; Juglandaceae. The coding region runs from base 96 to 1466 and encodes 456 amino acids.
UACGUUAUUGUAAGAAUAUUGAAGUUGGACUUGGACAUGUGCCUGAAGACGCGCCUCUGCAGAAACAAGCCGAAGUUUGGUUCAGUCUAGUAGUGAUGGACGGCUCGGCGGCGACACCGACGGUGACUCAGCGGGACCAGUGGAUGGUCGAGCAUCAAGUUUUUCAGAUAUACGACCUCUUCGCUUCCCUUCCCCGCAACGCCAAGUCCGCCAUGUUGGAACUUCAGCGUGAUAAUCACAUGGAGUACCUCACCAAAGGUCUCAAACGACUCGACCCCUCGUUUUCCGUCUUGGAUGCCAAUCGACCUUGGAUUUGCUACUGGAUCCUGCACGCUAUUGCUUUACUGGGGGAGCGUGUUGAACCUGAACUAGAAGACAAUGUCAUUGAAUUUCUUAGUCGUUGUCAGGACCCAAAUGGUGGAUAUGCUGGUGGACCUGGACAGAUGCCUCAUCUUGCAACAACCUAUGCCGCGGUAAAUGCACUCAUCACUGUGGGUGGUGAGAGAUCUUUGUCAUCGAUAAAUAGAGAAAAGUUGUACACAUUCUUGCAGCGAAUGAAACAACCAAGUGGGGCCUUCAGGAUGCAUGAUGCUGGAGAAAUUGAUGUUCGGGCUUGCUACACUGCCAUUUCUGUUGCAAGUGUUCUUAACAUAUUGGAUAAUGAAUUGGUUCGGAAUGUUGGAGAUUACAUCGUGAGCUGUCAGACUUAUGAAGGUGGCAUUGCUGGGGAACCUGGCGCUGAAGCUCAUGGUGGGUACACCUUUUGUGGGUUUGCCACCAUGAUUUUGAUCAGUGAGGUUAAUCGUUUGGACUUGGCUGGUUUACUCAAUUGGGUGGCAUUUCGACAGAGCAGAGAAUGUGGAUUUCAGGGGAGAACAAAUAAAUUGGUUGAUAGUUGCUACUCAUUUUGGCAGGGAGGUGUGUUUGCGUUAUUACAAAGAGUACAUUCUAUUCUUGAUGAAGAACUUGGAAACCUGCAUUCUGGAGGAGACUGCACCAAUGAUCCCCAACAAACUGGUAUGACAUCUGAUAUACCCAAAGGGGAAGAAGGUUCAGGCGGGACAUUGUCUCAAGUUGAUGAGACUUGCCAUUCUAGGCUGGGAGGUCUGAAUGCUUCCUCUCCACUAAAUUUAAACAGUAUUGGCUAUAGUUUCAUCAAGCAGCCUGCAGAAGAGGAACCUCUUUUUCACAGUUUGGCUCUGCAACAAUACAUACUUUUAUGUGCACAGGUGAUGGAGGGCGGAUUAAGAGACAAACCAGGGAAGCCUAGGGACUAUUAUCACACAUGUUAUUCUUUAAGCGGCCUCUCAGUGUGUCAGUAUAGUGAGUCGCCGGACGAGGAUUCUCCACCAUUGCCCAGUGCAGUAAUGGGUCCCUAUUCCAAUCUCUUGGAACGCAUCCACCCUCUCUUCAACGUCGUCGUAGAACGAUACUAUGAAGCACAUGAAUUCUUUGCGACGUUCUGAGCCAAAUUAUCAAAUGCUUGUUUUGUCAAUCUGCAGGACCGAAAUGUAUAACGCAAACUGCAGUUUGUGAAUCUAGGACUGAAAUGUAGACUGCAAGUUAGGUUAGGACAAGUAGGAUGAUGAAUGGGCUUCUUGUAUCUCGCACUGGGUUUGAUCAGUUAUAAACUUUCCCCCAUGGGGGAGUGUAUUAAUUAAGAAAAUGUGAAAACCAUGAACUACUUGCUUUUA